AUUCAGAACCGGGUAACGUUCGACGGUCGGAACUCCGCGGUCGGCAACGUUCGGAGAGGCGGGGGAGGCGGCGGUCAGCCUCCCUCCCUCCCAGCCAGCCAGCCCCUUUCCCUCCCGGAGGGGGGGCGCGCGCUCCUGUGCCAUCGCCGCUCGCUGAAAUGAAUGGUUGAGAGGGGCGGGGGCUAGGAGGAGGAGGCGGCCGCGAAGGCAAAGGAAGGAGGAGGAGAAGAAGGAGAAGAAGAAGAAACAUCAGCAGCAGCAGAAGAGGCGGCGGCGGCGGGUCUUUUCUCUGGUUGGGGGAGAUCGUAGAGCAGCCUGGAAGAGAGACUUCCCUCUCCUCCCUUCUCCUCCUCCCCGCGGAGCCGCUGCAAGGAAAGAAGGCGAGAGAAAUGCAGGGAUUCGUCAGGUUACGGCGCUCGGGCUGGAAGAUGUGAGCCUCGGAUGGUGCUACGCCGCGAACCGGAGCCGGCUGCUUGCACAGGCUGCUGGUGAUAUACCGACUUGCUCGGAGAAAGCCGGGCGGCUCGGGGUGUGUUUGUGUGUGUCCGUCCGUCCGUCCGUCUGUCUGUCACCUCUCUCUCCACCCCCUCCCCCAGCGCUCCCCUUCCUAUUUUGUGUGUUAGGAAAAGACAUCCGAGGAAUGUUGUGUGUGUGAGUUGAAGUUGCUGCUGCGGCUCGUGCACCUUGAUCAUCCGCAAGCACCGGCUCCCUAUGUGUGUGUGAGAGAGAGGAAGAGAGAGCGAGAGGGCGGGACAAAUUUCUCAAUCUUGUAACAGCCGAUUUGAGGGCGAAAAGGGGGACCUGGGCUGGGUGGUUUCAUUUUCCCGGAGCGGGUGCCUUCUCCCUCUCUCCUCCUUGCAAGAGAAUUCCUAGCCCCACGCUCCCUCCUUUCCUCCCCUCCAAAGCCGGGCUGGGCGUGAUUAUUCUCUGCCUGCCCCUGCUUCUCUCAGUCCCUCUCUCCUUCUCCUUCUCCUUCUCUCUGUCUUCCCCCUUCUCUCUCCCUUUCCCUUCUCUCUCUCCCUUCCCCCCCUCCCCAAUCUCUAUUGUGCGAGCCAAAGAUGAAAGACCGGAGGGGAGAAAGUUAAAGAAAUCGCCCACAUGCGCUGCAUCAGUCCGAGGCUUUGGGAAAGGAAUAAAGAGGAGGUGGGAGAAGAGAGUUUAAAGUCUUUGCAGGCGGGAAGAUGGCGGACUCAAGCUGAAAGUGUCGACUGGCAAACUUGGGCGAUCUUUGUGUUUAUUUACAAUCCUCUCGACCCAGAUAGGACACAUGCAGGCCAAAAAACGCUACUUCAUCCUGCUCUCCGCUGGCACUUUCGUCGUCCUGCUGUUCUACUUGGGAGGCUUGCAGUUCAGAGCAUCCAGGAGCCAAAGCAGACGGGAGGCUCACAGUAGCAGGAAUGGCUUGCAGCACAGUGGCGGCCCCGAGCACUACUGGCCCCGAUUCCCGGACGCCCUGCGCCCCUUCGUCCCUUGGGAACAGCUGGAGAACGAGGAGUACAACAUGCACACUUCCCCGCGGCAGAAGCGCGACGCCAACGCCAGCGUCUACAAGGGCAAGAAGUGCCGGAUGGAGUCCUGCUUCGACUUUGCCCUCUGCAAGAAGAACGGCUUCAAGGUGUACGUCUACCCUCAGCAGAAAGGGGAGAAGAUCGCCGAGAGUUACCAAAACAUCCUCGCCGCCAUCGAAGGCUCCCGGUUUUAUACUUCCGACCCCAGCCAAGCUUGCCUGUUCGUCCUCAGCCUGGAUACCUUAGACAGGGACCAGCUGUCCCCCCAGUACGUGCACAACCUGCGGUCCAAGGUCCAGAACCUCCACUUGUGGAACAAUGGUAGGAACCACUUAGUUUUUAAUUUAUAUUCCGGCACGUGGCCUGACUACACCGAGGACGUGGGCUUCGACAUUGGCCAGGCCAUGCUAGCCAAAGCCAGCAUCAGCACGGAAAACUUCCGCCCGAAGUUUGACGUCUCUAUCCCGCUCUUUUCUAAGGAUCACCCGAGGACAGGAGGGGAGAAGGGCUUCCUGAGGUUUAACACCAUCCCUCCUCUCAGGAAGUACAUGUUGGUGUUCAAGGGGAAAAGGUACCUGACUGGGAUAGGGUCCGACACCAGGAAUGCCUUAUAUCAUGUCCAUAAUGGGGAGGAUGUUGUCCUCUUGACCACCUGCAAGCACGGCAAAGACUGGCAGAAGCACAAGGACUCACGGUGCGAUAGGGACAACGCGGAAUAUGAAAAGUAA
This is a messenger RNA of Podarcis lilfordi (Lilford's wall lizard), 2236 nucleotides long. Lineage: Eukaryota; Metazoa; Chordata; Lepidosauria; Squamata; Lacertidae. The record is from the annotation of a GenBank genome assembly.